Messenger RNA from Emericellopsis atlantica, 1566 nucleotides. RefSeq names its product basic-leucine zipper transcription factor. Lineage: Eukaryota; Fungi; Ascomycota; Sordariomycetes; Hypocreales; Bionectriaceae. The record is from RefSeq and is a predicted model, not a curated record. The transcript is spliced from 2 exons. Gene Ontology annotation, biological process: regulation of DNA-templated transcription. The coding region runs from base 1 to 1566 and encodes 521 amino acids. Gene Ontology annotation, molecular function: DNA-binding transcription factor activity.
AUGCCAAACUCAGCACUGCCCCCCACACGCGAGCUGCGAUCAGAGGACGACUGGACAAAGGUCAAGGACCCAAAGGAGAAGAAGAGGAUACAGAAUCGAGUCGCGCAAAGAACCUACCGCCACCGUAUGAAGGCGCGUCUGGGCGAACUCCAAGCCCGUCUCGAGAGCCACGAAGCCCGUCGAUCGCAAAGCGUCGAUGCCAUCGACGCGCCAGCAAUCGCGAUACCAACGCCUGCUCUCGCCAACGAGGGGUCCGUGUCGCCUACCAUCGCGGGAACGCUGGCGGACGCCGGCAUUGACCAGAUCCCGCACCACGCGCUGCCGCCCCAGUUCCUCGCUCACCAGCAACCGCAACCGAACCUGUACGAGCAGCCCGUGGAUGACCCUGAGAACUCCCUGUUCCCGCGCGUGGCCGGAUCGCACACCUUGAUCAUGUCCAGCCCAACGCUAUCACAUCGCUCCUCCACCACACAUGGGCUCCUCUCGCCCCCAACCAACGCCGACCCUGCUGCCAAUACCAGUGCCAGCAGUGCCAAUGCGGCCCAGGCCGCCGCCCCCGUGCAGGAUCCGAGACGGGGAAAGCAAUCGAAGAACUUUAUGGCGGAUUGUCUACGGUUCCAGUCCCAGCUCGCGAGCCGCUUGGACAAUCUGCAGCACGAGACUGGCUUCACUACAUUCCCGCAGCAACAGCAGCAGCAGCAGCACCAGUCACAGGCCUCCAUGUCUAACCCUGUGUCUCAGCAAGACCAGGUCCACGCCCUAAAUACAUUUGCGCAUGCGGAUGGGACGCUGGGCUUUGACGCUGCCGUGACAAAUGCCAGUGCCCCUUUUCAUUCAGCGGCAGAGAUGUGGAAGCACGAAGGCGUCAAGCUGCACUCGCCCGACAGUGCAUUAUUUCACUCCGUGACAUCCACAGGGCCAUCCAUCGGGGCCAACAUGGCUCUACCGACCGCGACAGCCACGGCUAACGCCUCAGGCCCCGACUUGAGGACGCGCAAGCCAGCCCCCAACGCCUCCCUCGACGAGCGCUUCGAGUGCAUCAUGGAGCAAGUGGAGGCCGCGGGCUUUGAGAACUUUGAUGCCAUGGUGACAGCCUACUACACGCAAAGCUUCAGCCCCACGUCGGCGCUGGCCGACGAGCAGCGCCUCUCGCGGAACAGACGCCUGCCGCAGGUCAUCUCGGACAUACACGCGGCCGCGUCCGGCUCGUGGUCCGAGUGGGAGCGCAAGGGUUUCCAGGACGAGAUCCUCCGCACUGCCGAGGGCAUGCUCACGAGCGAGGGCUGCGACGCCCGGCAAUCACUCGGCAGCAAGGUCGCGCAGCUCGUCGAGGCACAGGACCUGGGGGACGCCACCAAGGCGGCCGCGGCCAUGGUGGAGAUGAAGCGGACGGUGCAGGAGCAGCUGCCCAACGCGUGGGCCGUGACCAUGGCCCUGGCGGCGGACACGCGACACUCGUGGCAGAGUGACCGCUCCAAUACGGCGCUGGCCACGACGCUGCUCCUCAACUUUGCCGGGCGUAUCUCCAACGAGCAGCUCCUCCGACUCGUCGGCACCUGUCUGUGA